AUCUGAAUAAAUCAACCGCGCGUGGACUUUCCGGUGGAUCAAGUCUCUCCACGCGCGCUCGUCCCGCGAACAAAAGGAUGCGCGCGGCCGUCUUCGCGGGAAGCGGCGGCGGGCCCUUUAAGGCCGUUCGGGACUCGUGAGUGACGCGGCGCUGUAAACACGGCGGACGCGCGCGCGCGCGGAGAUGCGUGGCCGCAGCAUCAGCAGCGGAGCGGAGCCGAGCAGCUCUCCGGUUCUCAGCCACCGGGACCGGGACCCGGACCCAGGCGUGCAGACCCCGCGCGGCGCCCCCCCGCACCGGCGCGCGCGCGCUCCGUCCGUCCCUCCAAGUGCCAUGACGCGCGGAACGCAGGGCUCCUCGGCGAACUACGGUGAGCCGUGCAAGUUUGAUCCAAACUUCAAGGGCCCGGUUCAGAACAGGAGCUGCACUGAUGCGUUCUGGUGUGCUUUCUUCGUCAGCCUCAUCCUUGGCUACAUCGCGAUGGGCGCCGUAGCCUGGAUCCACGGGGACCCCCGGAAACUCGUUUAUCCGACCGACAGCCAAGGACAGUUCUGUGGCCAAGGGAACUCCUCAAAUGCAAACAAAGCCAUAUUGUUCUACUUCAACAUGCUUAAAUGUGCCAGUCCCACCGUCUUAAUCGACCUGCAGUGCCCGACCACCCAGCUCUGCGUCUCCAAGUGCCCGGACAGGUUCCUCACUCUUUUGGAUGCCAGGAACUCCAACAGCUGGAAAUAUUACCGACAGUUCUGCAAGCCUGGCUUUGAGCUGGGCAGGAAGUCGGUUGCAGAGGUCAUUCGAGACGAAGACUGUCCGUCCAUGAUUGUUCCCAGCAGACCCUUUCUUCAGCGGUGCUUCCCUGAUCUCAGCAGAAGAAACGGGGUCUGGACUGUAGCCAACCAGACCGUCUUCAAAGACGGAGACAACAACCGGAGAAGUAUCGACGACCUGAAGGAGGCGGCCAGAAGCAUCGCCGGCCUGUUGAAUGUCAGAGACGUGGGAAUGCAGAUCAUGGAGGAUUAUGCAAACUCCUGGAAAUGGAUCCUCAUAGGUCUGGCUCUGGCCACCGCCGUCAGUCUGCUCUUCAUCCUCCUGCUCCGCUUCACCGCCUUCCUGAUGGUGUGGACCGUCAUCGCGUGCGUCGUCUCGGCGCUGGGCUACGGGAUCUGGCUCUGUUACUGGGAGUACAGCUCUCUGAGCAGGAGGUCGGAGGUCAAAGUCGUCCUCUCUGACGCCGGCUUCACCGCAGACCUCAGCGUUUACCUGCAGCGCAGCCAGACGUGGCUCAUCUUCAUGAUCCUGCUCUGCGCGGCUGAGGCCGUCUUCGUGGUGGUGCUGGUGUUCCUGCGCUCCAGGCUGAGCAUCACCGUCGCUCUUCUAAAGGAGGGAAGCCAGGCCGUCGGCUGCAUCGCCUCCACCCUCUUCUACCCGCUGGUGACCUUCUUCUUUCUGGCCGUCUGCGUGUCCUACGCCGCGGUCACCGCCGUCUUCUUGGCGUCUUCAGGGAACGCCGUCUAUAAGGUGGUUCCUUCGGAUGAGCGCUGCGCGUACGCAAACGUCACCUGCAGUCCGAAGAACUUCAGUCAGACCAACGUGUCCAGCGUCUGCUCCGGCUCUCAGUGCCUGUUCGCCUUCUACGGCGGCGAGAGCCUGUACCACCGCUACAUCCUGCUCCUCCACCUGGUCAACCUCUUCAUGCUCCUCUGGCUGCUCAACUUCAUCCUGGCCCUGAACCAGUGCACGCUGGCUGGAGCCUUCGCCUCCUACUACUGGGCUCUGGUGAAGCCCAGAGACGUCCCCGGCUGCCCGCUCUACUCCUCCUUCAGCAGAGCCAUACGGUAUCACACAGGCUCUCUGGCCUUCGGCUCGCUCAUCCUGGCUCUGACACAGAUGGUUCGAGUUGUUCUGGAGUACUUGGAUUACAGACUGAAAGGUUCUCAGAACGGCUGCGCUCGCUUCCUGAUUUGCUGCCUGAGGUCGUGUUUCUGGUGUCUGGAGCAUUUCAUCCGGUUCCUGAACAGGAACGCGUACAUUAUGAUAGCAAUAUACGGGAAGAACUUCUGCACUUCUUCUAAGGAGGCCUUCAGGCUCCUGAUGAGGAACGUCGUCCGAGUGGUGGUUCUGGAUAAAGUCACAGACUUCCUGCUGUUCUUGGGAAAACUGCUCAUUUCAGGAGGACUUGGUGUUCUUACUUUUUUCUUCUUCUCGAGAAGAAUACCGUUUUUACAGGAAGAGGUGCCAGUCCUGCAUCACGUUUGGGUCCCUCUUUUGACGGUGACAUUCGGCUCCUAUGUGAUCGCAAACGCCUUUUUUAACGUCUAUGCCAUCUGCGUGGACACGCUGUUCCUGUGCUUUUGUGAAGACUUGGAGAGGAACGACGGCUCCUCCUCCAGACCCUACUACAUGUCUUCAGGCCUGCAUGAGAUCCUGCACAGACAGGAGCCGCGCGUCAAACCGGAUUCUUCCUCCUGAGCUCGGCUCUCCUGAGCUCCAUCUCCAUAUCUGCUCAGGACGUCUGAGCGCUGGAGAGGAAACGUUUUAGGGCUAAACUCAGAAACUGAUGGACCCCGCUCGGUCCGGAUGGCGCCGACACGGUUUGACCAGACGAGGAGGACUUCCUCUCCUGAGCCGUUUCAGUUUCUGGCCUUUUCACUGUUUUUGUUCCAGUUCUUCUCUGCGUUUUCUGCAGACUCUGCCUUACUGAGGGUGAAUCCACAGGAUCCAUGCACGAACCCAGAAGCAGCUGAGACUGGACGCGAGCGUGAAGGAGGUCUGACUUGUUUGGGCUGGUCCUACAGGAGAAGAAGGGCAUGAUUGAAUCUUUGGAAAAUCGACAUUUCCUCCUCUUCCACUGUGGUGCCGUUUCAGGGUUUCCAUCGUACUCGUGUUUGUAGUCGAGGCGAAACUUUGUGGGAGGUCAAGACUGGAAAAAAGUUUUUAGAUUUUUGAUUCAGUUCUGGACGUUUUCCUGAAUAUUUGCAGGAAACAUCUGAAAACAGUCGCAGGUUUCUGUGCCAAGAUGAGAUAAAAGUACAAAAGUCCUUCUCCGAUCAUCUUCUGAUCUAUUCCCAGUUCUCUCUUCAAUAUGAUAAAUCCUGUUUUUAAGCCUAAACUAAUAAAACUGUCGUUUUCUAGGACAUAGUUUCUGCAGAACGGCAGGAGUUUGUUAAAAUUCCGCUUUUGAUUUGUGGCAUGGAGCAACCCCGCCCCCCAUUCUCUCCCUGUUGCUGAGAGCUGUCUGUUUACAUGCUCUCCCACUAGCUUACAGCCCCUCACACCCCCAACCAGACGGACAAAAAUGGCAUCAAUAUGGUUUCAGUUCGGGUCUAUUUGUAAGUGGAUGUAUCAUAAUGGGGCGGAGCUGAGAGCUUGUGGCCCCGCCCAAAUGCGAUCUUUUUCAAACAACAUUUUUUCUUCUGCUGCUGAUUCACAACGAUUUGAAUAAAGAAAAACGCCAAAGUUUCGUUAUCGAUGUCCUCCAUCAUCAGAAAAUGCCACAAAAACACGUUCAAAACAGUUUUCAUUAGAUCCAUGUUCCUCCUGAAUGAUCUCAACCAACACCAGGAACUUCUCACACCCGGGUUGUUAAAGGAUGUCAAAGCCAUUUUUGGUAUUUUUUUCUAAUUGAAGCUGCAGAUGUUUAACUGUUUUAAUACCAAGCUAACACUGGUGUGUUUGGAGGUGAUCCGUCUUCUUUUUGUACAGAACAAGUGAUUUGAAUCUGUGGAUCAAACAGAAAUGUCAUUUCUUUUUGAAUAAAUAUAAAUGGUUGACGUGUUA
This is a messenger RNA of Oryzias melastigma (Indian medaka), 3778 nucleotides long. It is a transcript of the gene slc44a5b, whose product is annotated as solute carrier family 44 member 5b. NCBI's taxonomy places the organism in Eukaryota, Metazoa, Chordata, Actinopteri, Beloniformes, Adrianichthyidae. Gene Ontology annotation, biological process: transmembrane transport. Gene Ontology annotation, cellular component: membrane. The transcript is spliced from 22 exons. Bases 185 to 2470 code for a protein of 761 amino acids. Gene Ontology annotation, molecular function: transmembrane transporter activity. The record is from RefSeq and is a predicted model, not a curated record.